Molecule: messenger RNA, 1664 nt
Organism: Salvelinus sp. IW2-2015
Lineage: Eukaryota; Metazoa; Chordata; Actinopteri; Salmoniformes; Salmonidae
Source: RefSeq, a predicted model, not a curated record
AUGUCAAGGAAAAAGGACGUCCAAAUUCAAAUUGAAAUAUCUUCUGAAGAACAAUGGGAGGAAGCAUUGUCAGGCCCAGGACUUCUUGUAAUAGAAGUCUACCAGAGAUGGUGUGGGCCAUGCAAGGCUGUGCAGAACAUCUUCAGAAAAUUGAGGAGUGAAUAUGGAGAUGAACUGUUGCGCUUCGCUAUGGGGGAGGCCAACAGUUUACUUGAGUUAAGUUCACUUAAAGGGAAAUGUCAACCAGUCUUCCUUUUCUACUCUGGUGGUACAUUGGUGUCAAUAGUAAGAGGAGUCAAUGGACCUCUUCUACAAAAAACUAUGUUGGAACUGGUGGAUCAAGAGAAGAAGAAGCAAGAACUGGGCUCAAAAUAUGUACCUGAAGUAAGAGAUCAUGGUACAUACCAUGUGGUCAUCAUAAAGCCAGAUGCUGUAGUAGGAGGUCAAGUGGAAGGAAUCAUACAAAAACCAGCGUUUGUGAAGGCAAUGUCUAGUGGGCCUGUCCACGCCUUGAUUCUGUCUAAGGGAGACGAGGUGGGUGAAGGAGAGUCUCAUUCAUUGACAGCCAUCAUAGAUCCUGAACACGCUGAGCUCAUCCAACCAAAGAAAAGGUCAAAGGUUGUACAGGAGGUGGAUCUGGGCAUGUCAGAAAGCAGUACUGAGGUGGCUAGCAGGCAACUGGCAUACUUCUUCCCCACCUUUGAUUUUUCUUUAGAGACGCAUGCUGGAUCCAAUGCAAGGAUUGAAAAGACUCUUGCUCUUAUUCGUCCAAGUCUUCUCAGGGAGAAAAAAGAUGAGAUCUUGAAGACGAUCCAUGACUCUGGCUUCCAGAUAGCAAUGCAGAGGGAGGUAACCCUCACUGAGGACCAGGCCAAAGAGUUCUACAAGGAGCAUGAGGGCACUGACUUUUUCCCAUGUCUAAUUAACCAUAUGACCAGUGGCCCCGUGUUGGCUUUGGCUUUGACUCGAGAUGAUGCAAUCCAACACUGGAGAGGUUUACUGGGUCCAAAAGUCUUGGAUGAGGCCAAAGAAAGAUUCCCUGAAAGUCUGCGAGCCCAGUUUGCAAUCGACAAUGUGACCAUCAACCAGAUUCAUGGCAGCUCUACUCCCGAGGAGGCUCAGAGAGAUCUCAACCGCUUUUUCCCCACAGAGCACACACUGGCCGUGAUCAAACCUGACUCAACACAAGAACACAAAGAUACCAUUAUGAAUCAAAUUAAAGAGGCUGGGUUUAGUAUUUCACAAGUGAAAGAAACCAAACUGACACGAGAGAUGGCAGAGGAGUUCUACAAAGAUCACAAAGGGAAGGACUUCUUUAAUAACCUGGUUGACUACAUGUCACAAGGUCCAUCUAUCAUGAUGAUCCUGAGCAAAGAAAACGCUAUCGCAGAAUGGAGAGAGAUGAUGGGGCCUGCCGAUCCUGAACAGGCCAUGCAAGUCAAACCCGACUCUCUACGUGCACAGUUUGCCAAAAGCAUCUUGGAGAACGCCGUGCACGGCUCGUCCAAUGUCCAGCACGCCAUGGACAAUAUCAAGUUCAUUUUUGGGGAUAUACCGUCAUAAACACUGGAAAACCGAUAAGCCCACACAUAGGUUUAAUAAUGCCUACAUGUGAGUAGACUUGAAGAUUGUAUUGAAUGGGGAGUUGGAGGGAACCUACUGUA